CUUGCAACACCACCCCCGCCACUCUCCCUUCCCCUCCUACCUCCUCGCUCCUCUCAGCUUUAAUUUUCUCCGAGUUUUCCGAACUCUGGCUCCUGACGGGGCCUAGUGGGUUCGAGGUCCUGGAGGACCGUGCCCUGAUCUCUAACCUACCCUCGACUUCCAGCUGCUCUAACCUGACGCCCCGGCUGCCAUUGCCCGGGCCACCUGGUCCGAUCGGCUCACUUCAUUCACCGGCAGCUGCACUGUCCCCAGCCCCAAUGGGGGAGUGAGAGGCCACUGCCGGCCGGACAUGGGUCUCCCCACCGUGCCUGGCUUGCUGCUAUCACUGGUGCUCCUGGCUCUGGUGGGGAUAUACCCCUCAGGGGUCACUGGACGGGUCCCUUCCCUUGGGGAGAGGGAGAAGAGGGAUAGUUUGUGUCCCCAGGGAAAGUACCCCCACUCUCAGAAUAAUUCCAUCUGUUGUACCAAGUGCCACAAAGGGACCCACUUGGUGAAUGACUGUCCAGGACCAGGGCAGGAAACAGUCUGCAAGGAGUGUGAAAAGGGCACCUUUACCGCCUCCCAGAAUCACCUCAAACAGUGCCUCAGCUGCAAGAUAUGUCGGAAAGAAUGGUUCCAGGUGGAGCUAUCUUCUUGCAGAGCAGACAAGGACACUGAAUGUGGCUGUAGUAAAAACCAGUUCCAGAGUCAAAUAAGUAAUUCCAAACACUUCAAGUGCCAGAACUGCAGCCUCUGCUUCAAUGGCACGGUGAAAAUCCCCUGUAAGGAGAAGCAGAACACUGUGUGUCUCUGCCACGUCGGAUUCUACCUGGAUGACAAAAAUGAGUGUGUCCCUUGCAGUCGCUGCAAGAACAACAUUGAAUGUCCGAAAAUGUGCCUACCUGAACCUGUCACACACCCUCGGGAACCAGGUACCGCAGUGCUGUUGCCCCUGGUCAUCCUCCUUGGCCUUUGUCUCUUAUUCUUCAUCUUCAUCAGUUUAAUGUGCAGAUAUCCCGGGUGGAAGCCCCAGGUCUACUCCCACAUUUGUGGGAAUUCAGCACCUGUCAAAGAGGUGGAGGUAGAAAGAAAUAAGCCCCUAACUCCAGCCCCUGCCCCCGCCUUAAACCCCGCUCCGCACUUCAGCUCUGCCCCAGGCUUCAGUCCUGUCCCCAGUACCCCCAACACCUCCAGCCCCAUCUUCUACCCCAGUAACUGGCCCAACUUCAAGGUCGUGCCUCCUGUAAGGGAGGUGGUCCCAACCCAGCGUGCUGACCUCUAUGAAUCCUUCACCUCCGUGUCAGUCCCCACUCCUAUUCAGAAAUGGGAAGACUAUCCCCACCCGCAGCGACCCGACCUUGCAGACCCAGCGACGUUGUAUACGGUGGUGGACUGCGUGUCUCCGUUGCGCUGGAAGGAGUUCAUGCGGCUCCUGGGGCUGGGCGAGCACGAGAUCCAGCGGCUGGAAAUCCAGAACGGGCGCUGCCUGCGCGAGGCUCAGUACAGCAUGCUGGAAGCCUGGCGGCAGCGCACGCCACGCCACAAAGCCACGCUGGACGUCCUGUACAGUGUGCUUUGCGACAUGGACCUGAAAGGAUGCGUGGAGAACAUCCGCGAGGCGCUGGGAAGCCCUGCCUCCUACUCAACCGCACCCCGCCUCCCACGGUGAGGCCACAGCCCCUCCUCAAGGGAGGAACUUACAGGACAGUUCCGGCGAGAUGCUCUGCUGCCCUGUGGGCCUCCUCCUUGGAUGAAAAGGAGGGAGGAGCCUUGAAGGGGCAGGCUCGAGCUGGCAACCGCUUACUCGGUGCUACCUACUUGAUGUACAUAGCUUUUCUCAGCUAACGAAGAUUGUCCCGGAGCCAACCACUUGUUCGGAGCAGCAGUAUGUGCCAUCUGUCUGCUCCCAGCAGGCGGAGCAUGCCAAAAGCCAGAACAGGUGAUUGCAAAGGAAAGGGACACCAUAUCUCAUGCCCCACUUGAGAUGCACAGGGCCUCCCCCAUUUGGUUCCUGCGCCUUUUUCACAGUAGGUAAGCAAUAUUUGUAUCAAUUAUAUCACACUAAUGGAAACUCGGCUUUCCUUUGCUCCCUGCCUGGACCAACAAGGCUCAACUGUCUAAGGUAGGGGGGCGAGCACAGAACAACGGGGUCUCCAGCUGGAGCCGUGGUCUCUUGUAAAUACACUAAAAGUCUAAAAAAGCCGAUCUCUGACCCUUGAAAGAGUGGUUUGUAUAUUGGAGAGGCUGGGAAGAGCCCAGCACCUAGGAGUAGCAUGGAAAAUCCAGCCAUCCUGCCAGCUAACGGAGACUACACAUCACGGUCCCGUGGGUGCCCAUGCUUCCCUCCUCCCACCCUCCUCCAGUGUUGACCAAACAGCCAUGUUUUGGGGCAGUUUUAUGUGGUGCUCAGAGAUGUGUCUGUGAGACAUGAAAGCACAGUUCUUGACCUCCAGAGUCCACAGAGCCGGAGGUGGGUGCCUGGGUCAGGCUUGGUUUGAAGUGGGUCCUUGAGGUAGAGUCCAGGGGUAGGGUGGUGACCAGCACUCUUGGGGAGACAAUUCCUCUAGGAGAUGUGUCAAAGGACCUCAGCAUUCCUCACACUUCUCUGUAAAGGAAGGAGACGAUACAUUAGGUCAAGGUCAAGCAACGCGAGUGGGGGUGGGGGACAGUUAAGCUGAGUACCUUCCCCUCCCCUCCCCACUUGGUCUUUGUUCCGCUCUGCCUUCCUUAGAACGAAGGGUCCCCCACUUCAUACUGCCCUUUUGUCCCAUAGUCGUUUCCUUCCGCACUUACGAUGUGGACAGUGGGGUGUCCAGCUGUAUGAUGUGGGUCCCCCUCAUUCUCCGCAGCUGGGCUCGAGUCAACUUCCGGGGCUUGCCAUCCCCAGGUUCCGAGGCUCCCUCUAUCCUUUGGCUGGCCAGCUCCUCCCUUAUCUCCCUGAGCAUGUCCUCAGCCUGCAGGGGGCGGGGUCGGAGUCCAGGGGAUAGAAGUCCCUCUUCUUCAUCUGAGGACUCCCAGGGGCUUUCCCCAGCAGAGUCAGUAGGGGUCGGAGAUUGGGGGACUGGGCUCCGCCGUUGCGCCCUGUUUAGAGUUUCUACCACCACAUUCCGUGUGGUCAAAGUCUCAUCUUCCUCCUCGGACCAGGUUGGGGGUGCUCUCCUGGGCAGACUGCCUCCUCUUAGAAUCCCAUCUGGCAAGUCUGGGGCACUUCGUCGCUGGGGAGCUUGAGGGUCAGGAGGCUGGGGGCGCAGAGGAACGUCUCGGAGUUCCAGGGUGGAGAAGGUGAGACGAGGGUCCCUACGAAAAGCCUUGGCCCGAAGCCUAUUCAGCGGGGUGUGAGGGGUCUUGGGGGAACUUGGAAUCAAGGUGCCAUAGCCAGAGUCCGAGGUGUCGUCAGGCAUGGAAGGAGCAUCUUCAUCCGUAUCUUCAGUCACCACUAGGCGGGGGAUGAUGCUCAACUCCAAAGUCCUACUGUUAAUAGCAGAAAGUCAGACUGAGAUAAUGAAGAUCAAAUACAAGCCCAGGAAAGUGUCCCCCGUUACUCCGCUCAGGAAUGUCUUCUCCUCCAAACUUAUUGUCCUGUCUCUUCACAUGACACAGUGUUUUUGCCGCCUCACUGGCUAGAAUUGUGCUCUAUAAAAGACCUUGGGUACUCACUUCUUUUAUGCAACACAUAUGCUAAAAUUGGAAUGACACGAGAAGAUUAUGGUCCCUGUGCAAGGUUCUUGCAAUUUAUGAAGCUUUCUGUUGUUAAAAAAAAAAAAAAGACAAGACCUUGAACUAGGCUGG
Chionomys nivalis (European snow vole) is the source of this 3768-nucleotide messenger RNA. It is a transcript of the gene Tnfrsf1a, whose product is annotated as TNF receptor superfamily member 1A. Gene Ontology annotation, molecular function: tumor necrosis factor receptor activity; tumor necrosis factor binding. The record is from RefSeq and is a predicted model, not a curated record. The coding region runs from base 290 to 1648 and encodes 452 amino acids. Lineage: Eukaryota; Metazoa; Chordata; Mammalia; Rodentia; Cricetidae. Gene Ontology annotation, cellular component: membrane raft; signaling receptor complex; mitochondrion. The transcript has 10 exons. Gene Ontology annotation, biological process: inflammatory response; tumor necrosis factor-mediated signaling pathway; prostaglandin metabolic process.